Linum trigynum is the source of this 2625-nucleotide messenger RNA. The record is from the annotation of a GenBank genome assembly. NCBI's taxonomy places the organism in Eukaryota, Viridiplantae, Streptophyta, Magnoliopsida, Malpighiales, Linaceae.
AUGGAUCAUUUCAAAGGCCAGCCCCGCCUUCCAAAAUUCGCCGUUCCCAAACGCUAUGACAUCCUUCUCAAGCCGAACCUCUCCGACUGCAAGUUCGGUGGCUCGGUCGCCGUCGAUCUUGAUAUCGUCUCCGACACCAAGUUCGUUGUCCUAAAUGCCGCGGAGCUCUCCAUUGCCUCCGGCUCCGUCUCUUUCACGCAGAAAGCUUCUUCCAAGGUUUUUAAGGCGAUUAAAGUCGAAUUGAUGGAAGCGGAUGAGAUACUCGUGCUGGAGUUUCCGGAUUUACUUCCUCACGGUGUCGGAGUCCUCGCCAUGGAAUUUGAAGGUGUUCUGAAUGAUAAGAUGAAGGGGUUCUAUAGAAGUACCUAUGAGAUUAAUGGCGUGAAGAAGAACAUGGCAGUUACGCAGUUUGAGCCUGCAGAUGCUAGGAGGUGCUUCCCAUGUUGGGACGAACCUGCAUGCAAGGCUUCAUUCAAGAUUACAUUGGUUGCUCCCUCUGAGCUGGUUGCUCUUUCCAAUAUGCCAAUCACCGAGGAGAAAAUAAAUGGAGCUUUGAAGACGGUUUCAUAUCAGGAAACACCUAUAAUGUCGACAUACUUGGUUGCAGUUGUUGUGGGGCUAUUUGAUUAUGUCGAAAACCACACGUCUGAUGGGGUCAAAGUUCGGGUGUAUUGUCAAGUUGGGAAGGCUAAUCAAGGGAAAUUUGCAUUGGAUGUUGCUGUGAAGACUCUUGAAUUAUACAAAGAGUACUUUGCCACUCCGUAUCCACUCCCAAAGCUGGAUAUGAUUGCUAUCCCUGACUUUGCGGCUGGAGCAAUGGAGAAUUAUGGGCUGGUCACUUAUCGAGAGACAGCCUUGCUUUAUGAUGAUAAACAUUCUGCUGCUGCUAACAAGCAAAGGGUUGCUACUGUUGUUGCACAUGAACUGGCACACCAGUGGUUUGGCAAUCUAGUAACAAUGGAAUGGUGGACUCAUUUGUGGCUAAAUGAAGGUUUUGCAACAUGGGUGAGUUACCUGGCGACUGACAGUUUGUUCCCAGAAUGGAAAAUAUGGACUCAAUUUCUUGAUGAAACUGUUGAAGGUCUUAAGUUAGAUGGCCUUGCAGAAUCUCAUCCGAUUGAGGUGGAGAUCAAUCAUGCUUCUGAAAUUGAUGAGAUAUUUGAUGCAAUAAGCUACAGGAAGGGUGCCUCUGUUAUCCGGAUGCUACAGAGCUAUCUUGGUGCUGAACCUUUUCAGAAAUCCCUUGCUGCAUACAUAAAAAAGCAUGCCUACUCAAAUGCAAAAACAGAGGACUUAUGGGCUGCUCUUGAGGAGGGUUCUGGAGAACCUGUGACAAAGCUGAUGAAUUCAUGGACAAGCCAAAAAGGGUAUCCAGUUGUAGCUGUGAAUAUCAAGGAUCAGAAAUUGGAUUUCAAACAGACGCAAUUUUUGUCAAGUGGUUCGCAUGGAGAUGGACAAUGGAUAGUCCCAAUAACUUUGUGCUCUGGCACAUAUGAUUCACGCAAGAACUUCUUACUACAAGGAAAUUCUGAAACCAUUGAUGUCAAGGAAUUGUUGGGUUUCAGCAUUUUGGAUGACAAAAGUCGUUGGUUGAAAAUUAAUGUGGAUCAGAGUGGUUUCUAUAGAGUCAAAUAUGACGAUGAUCUUGCAGCUAGACUUAGACAUGCCAUUGGGAAGAAGUGCUUGAAUGAAACAGAUAGAUUUGGCAUCUUGGAUGACGCAUUUGCCCUUUGCAUGGCUCGUCAUCAGCCUUUAACAUCUUUGCUUACCCUGAUGAGUGCUUACUCGGAGGAACUCGAGUAUACCGUCCUUUCCAACUUGAUUCAUAUAAGCUCCACACUUGGAAGAAUUGCAGCUGAUGCUACCCCUGAAUUGCUGAAGGAGUUUAAGCAUUUUUUCAUUAACCUUUUCCAGUAUUCUGCAGAGAAGCUUGGUUGGGAUGCUAAACAAGGUGAAAGCCAUCUGGACUCUAUGUUGCGGGGAGAACUUAUGACUGCCUUAGCUGUGUUUGGACAUGAUCCAACUAUAGAUGAAGCAAUAAGGCGAUUCCAAGCAUUCUUGGACGACCGAAAUACACCACUCCUGCCUCCUGAUGUUAGAAGGGCAGCAUAUGUAGCUGUAAUGCAGAGGGUUAACACUUCUAACAAGUGGGGUUUUGAAUCUCUACUGAAAGUUUACAGAGAAACUGAUUUGAGCCAGGAGAAAACACGCAUUCUAGGAUCAUUAUCAUCUUGUCCCGAUCCUAAUAUAGUUUUGGAAGUUCUGAACUUCUUGUUAACACCUGAGGUUCGCAGCCAGGAUGUUGUUUUCGGACUUGCUGUUAGCAAGGACGGACGGGAAACAGCUUGGGAGUGGCUGAAGGAGAACUGGGAGCACAUCUCCAAAACCUGGGGUUCAGGUUUUUUAUUGACUCGCUUUGUCUCUGCUAUCGUCUCACCGUUUGCUUCCUUCGACAAGGCAAAGGAGGUGGAGGAGUUUUUUAGUUCUCGUACAAGGCCUUCCAUAGCUAGAACAUUGAAGCAAAGCAUCGAACGGGUCCAUAUCAAAGCGAAAUGGGCGGAGAGCAUAAGGAAUGAGAAACAACUUGCGGAGGCUGUGACAGAAUUGGCCUACAGGAAAUACUAA